AAGCAUAAUAGCAGAACAUCCUGAACAAAACAAAUUUAUAGCCCCGUGAGAAAAUGGCAGCGUUAUUUGAGAGCGAUGGUGACAACGUGGUUGAUAUUUUUUAUGCUACCUAUUCUGGUAUCAUGCGCUGGGGAUGGCAAUAUACACUUAAUGGAAGAAGAUGUUGCUGCAGCAAUAAAUAGUUGCAAUCACAUCCACGAUAAAGAAUAUUCCAAAGACAGCGGGAAACGACAGAGGCGAUUUGACGUAGAUAGUUACAACUACCAGAUACCGCGCAUAGACGCUAAUACAAAGGAAGAUAUAAACCCUUACGUUCAUACACGACGGAACACUAAUACUUUGGCCCAGAUGCACGUUUCAAACGGUUCGGAUUACGAUUAUACGGGAUAUGGAGCUGGAAAUGAAGAAGAGAAAUUUGUUAAUUAUAUUCCACGUCCAGUUAAACAAAAUAAAUAUAAAAUUAAUGGUAACCAUAGCAACACACAAAACGAUCGAAUAAAGAGGAACGAAAUGCUAAUAAAUAAAAACGACAAUGAUCAGUGCCUCAGCCAAUGUGUUUUUGCCAAUUUGCAAAUGGUAGAUUCAAAGGGUAUCCCCCGUGAAGCGGAAAUGUGGAACAAAGUACAAAGUUCAGUGACUUCUCAACAGUCACGUGCAAUACUACAGAAUCAAAUUCGAGCUUGUUUUCAAGAAUUACAAUCUGAGUCCGAAGACAAUGGAUGUUCUUAUUCUAACAAACUAGAACGCUGUCUGAUGCUUCGAUUUGCCGAAAGGAAAGUAAAUGCGACCCAAAAUCAGCAAUCGGCAACGAACUCAAGGUUUAAUAGGAAAUGAAUUAUUAUAGAAGAACUAUAUCAAACAUUAAUCUAAACGAACUGUACUUCGCUGUAUUGAUUCUAUUGAUAUUUCUAAACUUUGGUCUUCAAGAAACAUUUAGAUACCUAUCGUAAUUAUUAUAAAUGUUUGUAGAAAUCACGGAUUCCACUUGCAGUUAUAAGUUAUAAGAAAGAUAUUUAUGUGCAUAAGAAUGUUUUAAUUAUUAGAAUAGAUUGUAUAGAAGCAAAACAGAAUAAAGUCUGUAAUUAAAUA
Messenger RNA from Vanessa tameamea, 1089 nucleotides. RefSeq lists its product as uncharacterized. Lineage: Eukaryota; Metazoa; Arthropoda; Insecta; Lepidoptera; Nymphalidae. The transcript is spliced from 5 exons. Bases 76 to 834 code for a protein of 252 amino acids. Gene Ontology annotation, molecular function: odorant binding. The record is from RefSeq and is a predicted model, not a curated record.